Penicillium alfredii is the source of this 1140-nucleotide messenger RNA. RefSeq lists its product as uncharacterized. The transcript has 3 exons. NCBI's taxonomy places the organism in Eukaryota, Fungi, Ascomycota, Eurotiomycetes, Eurotiales, Aspergillaceae. The coding region runs from base 1 to 1140 and encodes 379 amino acids. The record is from RefSeq and is a predicted model, not a curated record.
AUGGACAGCAUCACGCUUUCUCUUCUGGGCAGUUCCCUCUUCUGCCUGCUUCUUUCAGCUCUCCUUGUCCGCAAGCUCUGCUCUUACCGUCCCUCCAUUCCCCCCAUCUCCACUGCUCUUCCUAGCCCGCCCUUUGAUCCCAUCCCCAUCUCCUCCGAUCCCGUAUCAGACGGUCCUCAUCCGACCGCUGUCUUUCAUUCUUGUGCCAUGGAGAAUAAGGACAUGACACUCCUGGACACGAACGUGGAUGAGAUCAAGAUCCCGACACUCAAGCCACAGUGCCCUGUCAACCCCAAGAUCCUGGUCGAUGUGGACCCUGUGAUCCGACAGGGAUCGCCCCUUCAACUGAUCCACGAAGGCAGUGACGAGGAGGAAACCCCCAAGAGCGAAUCUGCGAUCGAUAGUGCCCCCACCGAGACUGGGGACACCCGGGCCAACUGGCUGCGGUGGGCUACUGGCGAUGGGAGCGUUUUCGAUGGUUCUACAGAGGCACGCGUUCAGGCUGGUCGUGCUCUAAAUUGUUUCCCUCGCCCGCCGAUGGUAGACACCGCAUUUUUUCUGUAUGGCAACCGUUACAUCCCGGGCCCCGACGACCAAGACAUUUACCGGGCCGUCAAAAUUGAGGGUCUCCCACUGCACGUCACACUGACCCAGGUCCUUGCUUCAAUUCGUGGCGGUCUGAUCUACUCGGCGUCUUUGCUCAACACCACUCGCAUCACUGGUUCACCCACUGCACUCAUCACUUUCGUGUACCAGACCGGGGCUUUCAAUUUCAUCCGCCACGUCAUUGAAGAUGGAUUCUAUGUCGGCACCACUCCAGUGCAAGUGUUUCCGAUUUGCACGCCGACCUAUCCUCUGAGCCCUUCGAUGGCAAAGCAGAUCAGAUCUCAUGGUCAUACUCGCAGCUUGGUUGUGCUCCACACUCGUUCGACUCUGGUGCAUGAGGUCCAGGCCGUGUUGUCGAAGAACCUUUGUUAUUCGAACCUUGAGUGCAUUCACGAAAAAGUCAACUCGGGGGAACUCACUCUUCGCUUCUAUUCGAUUCCGAUGGCGGCACGGGCGCAGGCCAUUUUGACCUCUCGACCGCUUUUCCAGGGCUGUGUGGUUCGGUUUGACUCGGAUCCCUGCAAUGAGGAGUGA